AGUGAAGGAUCGACGUAUUAGUAUAUGACACGUCAGGUUGUAUCGCUGUACGCUCGUUGAUUGUACAGUGUUAUAACGCGGUACAUAUUUUUCGGAUUAAAUCGAAUAAUGUAAAUUAAUAACUAUGGGUGGACAAAAGUUUGAAUAUGAUGAAAGUGGUUCGACAUUCUUUUAUUUCGUUUUAUCAUUCCUCGCUCUGAUAUUGGUACCGGCGACAUUUUAUUAUUGGCCGAGAAAAAGGAAAGAAGAUCCAACAAAACAGGCAGAAAGAUGUCAGUGUCCAAAUUGCAAAGAGAAACAGUUAAUCUUGGAACAAUCACAGCCCUACAAAAAGGUUAAAAACUUCUUCAUAAUGCUGGCGAUUAUCUCAGGAUGGGUUCUUCUUGGGUUCCUUGCUAUGAAAGUGUCUCAGUUUGAUUAUGAGAUGUCAAAUUUUGAUCCAUAUGAAAUAUUGGGUCUACCCCCGGGAGCAACCCAGGCUGAAAUUAAGAAAUCAUAUCGUAAACAAUCUUUGAUCUUGCAUCCAGAUAAAGAGACCGGAGAUGAGAAAGCCUUCAUGAAGUUAACAAAAGCCUAUCAGGCUUUAACGGAUGAAGAAGCAAAGAAAAAUUGGGAGAAAUAUGGCAACCCAGACGGUCCUGGUGCUAUGAGCUUUGGUAUAGCUCUGCCGAGUUGGAUUGUGGAGAAGGAGAACAGUGUGUGGGUGCUUGGACUAUAUGCUUUGGUUUUCAUGGUUGCUUUGCCAACAGCGGUUGGUACUUGGUGGUACCGUUCUAUAAGAUUUUCAGGAGAACAAGUUCUAUUAGAUACGACCCAAAUGUAUUUCUAUUUCUGCCACAAAACACCGUCAAUGCCUCUAAAAAGCCUAAUGAUUUUGGCUGCUUCUUGUGAAUUUGAUAAGAGACAUAACUCUGAAAUAAUUGAAAGGAUAACUGAUAACGAGGAGGUACCGAGUUUACUGCGGGAUCUUAAAAAUCUGGGCGAGAAGAAUAAGGAACAGCCUCUAUGUCGUCCUUACAGUAUUAAAGCACGUGCCCUGUUACACGCUCAUCUGUCACGUAUACCCCUACCAAAGGACACAUUGGAAGUCGACAGACGUUACGUGGUGUCUCGAUGCCCUGAUCUUAUUGUGGAAAUGGUGAAUUGUGUCAAUCAACUCAUCGCUCUGGCUUAUGCAAGACGGAUACCACGUCUACCCACAAUAGAAACUAUUGAAAAUUGCAUGAAGAUGUCUCCGAUGAUCGUUCAAGGGCUGUGGGAGAACAAGUCUCCUCUACUUCAGCUGCCGUACAUCACUGAGGAACAUUUCAAAUAUUUCACUAACAGGAAGAAACACAUUAAAUCCUUGUUACAACUGGCACAGCUCCCCAGCGAUGAGAGACGACAGCUGCUGAGGUUUUUGAACGAUUCCCAGUAUGAGGAUCUGAUGAAAGUUUUGGGCAACAUGCCUUACAUACAUUUCCAAGUUAACACCGAAGUUAUCGACGACGAGAACCCGACUGUAGUGACGGCCGGAGCGAUCGUCACGGUCACCGUGUUCCUGAGGAGGACUGACAUGAAGGAACUCUUUGGAGAUACAACUAUAAAGGAAAAGAAUAUUAAGGAUGAAGAAGACGGCGGUGGUGAGAACGCUGAGAAGGGGGAGAAUGGAGAAAACGAUAAAACUGAAAAGAAAGACACAUUCAAGAGACCGGUCUGGAUGAAACAGAAGAAACACGCGCCGGCCAAGAAGAACAAGAAGACGGUCGCUAGAGUGAAGACGGUGGUGGUCGAGAAGACAGAGGUCAAGAAGGACGUUAAAGAAGUUAAGGAAGUUAAAGAACCAAAGAAGAAAGCCGAUGACGGCGAGGAUUCCGACGAGGGUGAUUCCGACGAGUCGGGUUCAAACAGCGAUUCCGACGAGUCGCGCGACAAGUCGUCCGCUGACGACGAUGACGACCAGUGGGAUAAGUUCCAGAAGAGGAUCCAGAAGAGGGAGAGAUUGGAGGGACGCUCUAAGAGCUCACAUCCGGUCCACUGUCCAUACUUCCCAUUGGAGAAGCAGGAGUUCUGGUGGUGUUACAUCUGUGACCGCAAGUCGCACACGCUGUUGACCGCGCCCGCCCACGUGACCGCGCUCGCCGACAACCACGAGCUGCAGCUGCGGUUCACGGCGCCGCGCUGGCCCGGCCUCUACACGCUGGCCUGCUGUCUGAGAUCAGAUUCUUACAUCGGCAUGGACCAGCAGCAGGAUAUGAAGCUGGAUGUGAAGGAGGCGGCUGCUGUGCCCAGCGACCAUCCACAGUGGGACCUCAGUGAUACUGACGAUGAACACAGAGAUGAGGGCGGGAACGAGAGUGAGUUUACAACAGACGACGAGGUGGACGAUGAUUAAUCAUAAAAAAUUAAAUUAUUUUUAUAGAUAUUUUAAUGAGGUGUACACGGGAAUAUGUUGUAUGGUUUGAGAGCGGCUGAGUUAUAAAUAUAGGAACUUUUAUAACCAA
Danaus plexippus (monarch butterfly) is the source of this 2483-nucleotide messenger RNA. It is a transcript of the gene Sec63, whose product is annotated as translocation protein SEC63 homolog. Lineage: Eukaryota; Metazoa; Arthropoda; Insecta; Lepidoptera; Nymphalidae. Gene Ontology annotation, molecular function: transmembrane protein transporter activity; RNA binding. Gene Ontology annotation, cellular component: Sec62/Sec63 complex. Gene Ontology annotation, biological process: post-translational protein targeting to endoplasmic reticulum membrane; SRP-dependent cotranslational protein targeting to membrane. The record is from RefSeq and is a predicted model, not a curated record.